CGGAACUCCGACUUCUCGGAGCUACGUACACAGUACAGCCGGCAAAUCGACGUAAUGAACGAACCGCGCGCACACAGAUUAGAAAAAGCGCGAAGCCGAGAAUCCUAGACAUUAUUGACAUGGCUCUGACUAAACAGACAUACUUAUUCUCGAGCGGGGGUUGCGAGCCCGUCUUACAAUCGUCAUGUCUUUGCGACCGUUAGCUAAAGCGACUUGGUGGAGGCGCGUCGCCUCGUCUCGAAUAAGUCAUCCAGUUUCACUUGAGACGACAGCUCGACGGCGUUUGAAUACGGUCCCGAAAUGUCCGGAGCCGACGUGCGAUUGUGCUGACACGCCGUCGAUGCCGUUGGGGAAAGGCAUCGAUAAGAGUAGCAAACUGAACGGCCUCAUAGCGUCGUAUGCGCAACAGGUCUUAAUAUGUACCGGUAAAGACGACUGGUCGUCGCGCAUAGAAGACGAUAACAGCGGCGACAACUUAGCUGCCGACCUUAAGGAGUUGAUCGGUCGGGGAGGCAUAUACAGUGACCCUUACCAUAACAUCUCCGUCGUAAACGCUUCGUUCCCCUCCGCCAUUUCGACGCGACCCGAGGUGCAAACCACAUCUGUCUACCUCGUCCCCAGCUUCAAAUACAUUCCGUUCCUCCCGAGGGUAUCGUUUGACUCUGUACAAGCUCUAGUGAAGGGAUAUCUACUACCGGAGAAGCUCCAUCCGAUGAAUGAGGGGCUAUCGCCUAUACAUAAGGACCGGCUAUUGCGGAAAGAAGCAUAUCAGCAGUUGCUAUACGGCGUGCGCGAUGUCGAGGAUGUACUCGUGUUGAUCUGUGGGCAUGGACAACGGGAUACAAGAUGUGGCAUCUACGGGCCCAUUCUGCAAGAAGAAUUCGAGAAGCAGUUGCCCCGAGCAGGAAUAGAUGUCCUUCAUGGACCGGCGAUAGACGAGAGUGUAUCAGCACCGCCGCUCCCCGGCAAUACGACAGGGACAGAAACGCCACGCACAGCGAGGGUAGGCCAGAUCAGCCACAUCGGAGGACACAAGUUUGCCGGAAAUGUCAUCAUCUAUCUACCGCCAACCUUCACAAACAGCGCGGGCAAUCCACACCCGCUAGCCGGCCACGGAAUCUGGUACGGCAGGAUAGAUCCAAAGCACGUAGAGGGUGUUAUUAAGGAGACUAUUAUGAACGGCAAUAUUAUCACAGACCAUUUUAGAGGCGGGAUCAACCAGAAUAGCGAGCUUAUUAGAUUAUAGAGUAUUUGGGAGUGACGGGAUGUCGCUUCGUUCGAUAGACUCGCGGUCUUGUACUAUAUCAUACAACGUCAAACCUCAACUCAUAAACAUAGAGCAUAACCUCUUAAUACGAGAUAAACUCCAUAAGAGGCGUGCUACUGGAUUAGAAAUAAAGAUAUUAAGUGAUAUUAUUUCGGAUCUUAAUAAGGAGGAAUUUGCGGGCUUGACAUUGAUGAUAACCAGGUGCCGCUAAAUCUCUACAACUGGCAGCGUCUAAAAUAACAGGCCAUUGCAGCUGGCACCACGUAAAUAAUUUUGAUAGUUCGAACUUCUC
Molecule: messenger RNA, 1559 nt
Organism: Daldinia loculata
Lineage: Eukaryota; Fungi; Ascomycota; Sordariomycetes; Xylariales; Hypoxylaceae
Product: FMI1 protein
Exons: 2
Coding region: 185-1246 (353 amino acids)
Source: RefSeq, a predicted model, not a curated record